CUAAAUUCCCCAUCUUCCUCGCCAUAAUACCCAUUUUUUCCUUUUCCUUUUCCUUUAUUUCUGUAUUUUAUCACUUUAAUUAGCCUCUUUAUAUCCUUUCCUUAAUUGUUUUACCAUUUUAUUACUAAGUGUCAUAGCACAAUCUCUUCCCUAAUCACUCAAAAUCAGAAAGUAUUUCUUCCUUUAAAGAACGAAUUUUAGCUGAAGAUUUGGGUACGAAUCUCUUUGGAGAAUCAGUCUAUGCUCAAGAUGUCACCAAAUAGGAUUGUAAUUCAAGGUGUGUGCUACUGCAGAAAAGCUUGAAUUUUUGGUGAGAAAGGGAGAAAAUGGAUUCAGGUGACGCAUCCGGAUAUUCAGCUGGGGUGGAUGAUGAUUAUGAAUCUUUACUGUCAACAACUGAUGCAGAGCUCUUGAAACGGGCAUGGCGGAAUGAAAAGGCUGCUCCUGAAAUUCUUCAAUUUGAGGCUGCUUUAGUUCAGCGGUCUAGAGAACAGAUCCAAUUGAUGGAAGAAACAGUGGAGGAAUUUUCAAAAAAUGGUGUUGAUCCACUCACUGUGUCUCUGUACCAGAUGGACUUGGAUAGAACUCUGUUUCUAUUGAGAUCAUAUUUAAGAACCCGUCUCCAAAAGAUUGAAAAUUAUGCAUUUCACAUACAAAAAACUACUGACUUAAGGAAUCGUCUAUCUAAACAAGAGCAGAAUUUUGCUGAAAGGUGUGUUGACGAUAUGGAGCAACAUCUAGAUCAAUCUGUUCUCUCAAAGUUGCCUCAAGGUUUCAAGUCCCAUUUGAAGCAAUCUUCGCUAAGUUUGGCAGAUGACAUGGUUCCUGAGCCACAGCUGGAUCAGUAUGUUAUCUGCAGAAGCAAGAGAUUUUUAGGAGCUUUUCAGCUUGAUGACAGUGGGGAAGAACCAGUGAACAUUGAAGCCAAUGAUUUAUAUGCUCUGCCUUACAAGUCCAUAAAGCCACUUGUGGAGAGUGGGCAGAUUGAUCUGGUAUGACAGUAUAGGAAACACUACCCCCUUUGUUUUCUGCUGAUAGGAAACUGCUGCUAUGCACAAACCAAGACUUACAUUAUCCAAGCUUAAAUGCAGUAUGGGAUGUAACUUUGUUACAAUGUUUUAACUGCUCAAGAAUUAUCUCACAUUGUGGUAUGACUAGUCUGUUUCAAAAGAUGUUUGAUCUUCUAAUUUGUUAAUUUUUACCAUA
Molecule: messenger RNA, 1206 nt
Organism: Nicotiana attenuata
Lineage: Eukaryota; Viridiplantae; Streptophyta; Magnoliopsida; Solanales; Solanaceae
Product: DNA replication complex GINS protein SLD5-like
Exons: 7
Coding region: 327-998 (223 amino acids)
Biological process (GO): double-strand break repair via break-induced replication; DNA-templated DNA replication
Cellular component (GO): GINS complex
Source: RefSeq, a predicted model, not a curated record